Messenger RNA from Megalops cyprinoides (Indo-Pacific tarpon), 3761 nucleotides. RefSeq names its product low-density lipoprotein receptor-like. The coding region runs from base 1 to 3729 and encodes 1242 amino acids. The record is from RefSeq and is a predicted model, not a curated record. Gene Ontology annotation, molecular function: calcium ion binding; protein binding. Lineage: Eukaryota; Metazoa; Chordata; Actinopteri; Elopiformes; Megalopidae. The transcript is spliced from 18 exons.
AUGGGUUCAUUUCUAAUCCUGUGUAUGGUAACGUUUUACAACUCCGGGGGUUUGUCAGGAGGGCUAAACCGUAAGGAAGCUGAAACAACACAACUGCGAUGCGCCUUGGGAUUGAAACUGUGCAGAGACGGGUCUGAGUGCGUCCUCUACAGAAAUGUAUGCGAUGGAGAAGAGGACUGUAAGGAUGGAUCUGACGAGGAGGACUGUUCCGUGGGAUGCGAGACAGGACAGUUUCAGUGUGCUCAUGGGAAAAAAUGCAUCGACAUGAGGCAGGUGUGUGAUGGGGUGACACACUGCCAGGACCGCUCGGAUGAGACCAACUGCUGGAAUCCCACCGCGGGCUGCGCACAUCGAUGUGACAAUAAGACUCGCUGCAUUCCGGAAUCCUUCCUCUGUGAUGGUGAAAAGGACUGCCUGGAUGCCACCGACGAGGCAAGUUGUGCGGAUGAGGUCUGCAGGGAUGGCGAGUUCCGCUGUGCCAGUGGCCAGUGCAUGUCCGAAAGCCUGCGCUGUGAUGGGUAUGCCGAUUGCCCAGAUCGCUCUGACGAGAAAGGCUGUGCCAAGCCCGUGACGUGCCCUACGCAGCACCACUGCCCACACAGCCACGAGUGCCUGCUGCAGGAGUGGCUCUGCGAUGGGGAGCCCGACUGCAAAGACGGCACAGAUGAGAAGGACUGUAAGGUGUUGCAGGUAAAGUGUGGGGAGUUCCAGUGGCCUUGUGCUUCUAAGACCCAGUGUGUCCCAACGUCCUGGUGGUGUGAUGGCACUGUGGACUGUACUGAUGACAGUGAUGAAGCUGGAUGUGGGGAUGUGAAGUGCCUUUCUGGCCAGUUUCAAUGUGAGAGUGGGGAGUGCUUGGAUCCUGGCCUCGUGUGUAAUACUGUGAGUAACUGUCCUGAUGGCUCUGACGAGGGAGGGUCCUGCCUCAGCAGCAACUGCUCCAGCCCUGAUGGAUCCCGUUGUGCCCAAGACUGCUACAUCACGCCAGAGGGCACGAGGUGUACCUGCAUGGCAGGCUUCAGCAUCCAGAUGGAUAGGGUGUCCUGUGUUGACAUUGACGAAUGCAAAGAAGUUCGUCCAGGAGUCUGCAGCCACACCUGUCUCAACACCCAGGGGUCCUACGAGUGCCGCUGUCACCCUGGGUACCUGCUUGAGCCUGACGGCCACAGCUGCAAGAUCACAGGUGAGCCCAUACUACUGGUGUCAGUGGGUUAUGAGCUGCUGCUCUUCGGCCUGCGACGCUCCAACUUGGAUGUCCUCUCUAAAUCGGGCAGCAAGGUGGUCUUCUCCUUGGACUAUGAUUGGAGAGAACAGAAGGUUUUCUGGGUCAGUCAAGAUGCUGAGAGCAUCAAGUGGGUCUCUUUUGACCAGAGGAGCAAGGGAAAUAUAAUUAAAGGAAUCAAAUCAGACUGUGUUGCAGUGGAUUGGAUUGGAAGGAAUCUAUACUGGACUGAUGGGGUUGGAGGUCAGAUCCUAGCUAUUGGAAUUGACACCACAGCCUCAAAGGCUGGGAGUUACACAGUGGUUCUGGAUGAGGACCUGGAGCAGCCCAACUCCCUGGCAUUGCUGCCACAGAAAGGGCUCAUGUUCUGGUCGGAGAUUGGCAGCGAGCCUCAGAUUGAAUGUGCAGGAAUGGAUGGCUCAGACAGGAAGGUGGUGGUCAGCCAAAGUCUCAGCUGGCCAGCCAGUCUAUCUGUGGACUCAUUGGGCAAUAGGAUCUACUGGACUGAUGAGAAGCUAAAGUGUAUUGGAUCGGCUGCACUGGAUGGAAGUGACAUAAAGAUCCUGCAACUGAUGGAAACUUCCAGCCCGUUCGCUGUCACGGUUUUUAAUACCAUGAUGUAUUGGUCUGAUACCAAGAGGAGAACAAUCCAGAGGGCUCACAAGAACACAGGAAAGGACCGAAAAGUGCUGCUCAAACAACUUGGACAACCUUUUGGUCUGAAGGUCAUCCAUGAGGUCCUGCAGCCGAACACAUCAAAUCCAUGUGUUAAUCUGAACUGCUCACACUUGUGUGUGUUGGCCCCGGGUCUGAAGGGUGUUUGCCACUGUCCAUCUGGCCUCCAGCUAGCCGAGGAUGGGAUCACGUGCACUGCUCCAGCAGAGUCUGCCUUCCUGCUGCUGUUGUCCCCCAUUGCUGUCACCCAGAUCUACCUGAGGAGCAUGCACAGUGAAGUGGGACUCAAGAAGUGGCCAGAGCAUCAUGCUCUGGAGCUGCCCAAUAUGUACGAGGCCACCGCACUUGACUUCGCCCUGCGGGACCAGACCCUGUACCUUGCUGACUCUGGACAGGCCACUGUGGGCCUCUUCAAGCUGAAGGAGGCCCUGGUGCCCCGGGGCCAGGUGAUCCGACUGCAGGGGGAGACGGUGACUGCCAUGGCGUUGGACUGGGUCACUCGUAACCUGUACUGGAGUGGCAGCAAGCGUCCCCGCAUCCAGGUGACCUCCGCAGGUGGGACGCACACAGCCGUGUUGCUCCACAAGGACAUGGAGGGGCCCGUGUCCAUUGCCGUGCACCCCCCUGCAGGGCGCCUCUGCUUCGCCGACCAGGGCGAGCCAGGCAGCAAGUCCCCACCCCGGGUGGAGUGUGCCUUCAUGGACGGCCACAACCGCACGGUGAUCUGGAGGAGGGCCGUCAAGCUGACCGCGCUGACCUUCUCUGACAAGGGCACUGAGUUGUACUGGGCCGAUACUGGUGAGGCAGCAGCAAACCAAGGCUACAGCUCAUUCGUGCUCUGUGCAGAUGUCAUCAGUUUGAUCAGAGUGGCACGUGCUCUGGGAAGUGUCUGUUACGUCCCAGUCUGGGUUUUUGUGAAUUCUUUGGACUGCAAAGAUGAUGUGAACAGUCUCCUGUGUGGAUGCUUGAGUGCUAAGGAGCUGCUUGGUCUCCUUUCCCCAGACACAACCAAAGUAUGGUACGGUGACGGCCUGAAAUCCAAAACACUGUGGUUUGAGGUGAAGACUGAUAUAGUCUCUUUGAAGGCUUACAGCAAGAACAGCCAGAAGGGAACCACUGCUUGUGCAAAUGAGAACGGGGGAUGUGGGCACCUGUGCCUGCCCUUCCCAGGGGGUCGAACGUGCAUGUGCUCUUGGGACCAUCGCUCUGUCAACAUCACCGACUGCAUACCAGACCUGGCCUGCCCCCCUCACACCAAAUCAUGCUGGGAUGGAAGCAUGUGUCUCCCCCUCACCAAAUUCUGUGACCACCACCCUGACUGCUUGGACCGGUCAGAUGAGGAAUGUGUUAAAGACGAAGUGAAGCCUCCCACCAAACCCCCAUCCAUAAAGCGCCCUCCCGGUCCCCCCUCUGGGACUUCAGUUGCGACCACUCCUUCCAAGGACAGCGACAUCAUGGUGCAGGAGCUGGAGCCUCAGCCAUGUGACGACCGGCUGUGUCAUGGGCAUGGCAGGUGCGUGAGAUUUAACGGGGACGCCGCCUGCGAGUGCCUGGCUGGGUACAGUGGCGAGUUCUGCCAGGAGAGCAUCACAGAGUCCAUGCGGGUCCCGCUCACCUAUGGUGCCAUCGCCCUGGUCACCAGCAUCAUCGUCGUUGCCAUCAUCUAUGGAGUCAUCAAGAAGAGGAAGACUGCACAGAGGAGGGCAAGUGUUGCCCAGGAAACCACCCUGAUGGACAUGGAGAAACGUACAGAAGCAUCUUCUGCACAGACACUUCGCAACAACAAUUGCGACCUUGGAGAGGUAGUGGUCCUUAGAGAUGGAAUGCUUUAAAAUCCUCCUAAGUGCAGUCCAGAAAUUUACAG